Messenger RNA from Amaranthus tricolor (Joseph's coat), 3130 nucleotides. RefSeq lists its product as uncharacterized. The record is from RefSeq and is a predicted model, not a curated record. NCBI's taxonomy places the organism in Eukaryota, Viridiplantae, Streptophyta, Magnoliopsida, Caryophyllales, Amaranthaceae. Gene Ontology annotation, molecular function: RNA binding; metal ion binding. The coding region runs from base 1 to 2703 and encodes 900 amino acids. The transcript is spliced from 13 exons. Gene Ontology annotation, biological process: negative regulation of DNA-templated transcription. Gene Ontology annotation, cellular component: nucleus.
AUGGUAUUUUUUACUUUGAGAGAAUAUACCCCGGCGAGAAAUGAACCCUUACGUGAAUUUCUUAUCUCGUUUCUUUCUAUACAAAUACUUAGAUUUCUAAACCCACAGCCGGCCACAGGUGACAGGCCACAAUACUACGUUACUGAUUACCCUCUCCAAACAGUCAUAACUCCGAAACAGCCACAACCCACACGCCACACCAGACGCCAACCAUCAGUAGGCAGCCACCAACCACCAGAAGCACCACCAUUGGUACCACACCAGUGCCGUCAGGCCCGCCACGAGCUCACCAUCUCAAAGAUAAACACUAUUAAGAAUCAGGGUUUAUCAAGUCAGAACUGUUUCGCUUCAUCAAUUUUGAUUGGAAUGAAGACUUCAAAUGGAGAUAAGGAGGAUCUUAUUAAACUUUUUGGUUCUCCAUCUCCAAGACUACCUGUACCCAGCAAUUCUUUCAAUACUAUCGUCAAAAUUUUCUCUCUUUUCUCUCAUGAUAACCCCUUUUCUGAUUAUGCUCAUCUCCCAGAGUACCAGAGUUUGUAUGGUGUUAAUCGGAGUAAUCCCAAGAGACAUAAAUCAGGUAUUGAGCAUGAUGAUUCAUUUAUGCUAAGAGGUGAUAAAGAAACUCCUAAUGCAUUGGUUGAACCUGCAAUUGUAGAGGGUCAAAGAUCUUCCUGCAAUAAUGGGAUAAAUAGUGAUCCGGUUGCUGAGGUGGUUUGUAAAGAUGACAGUUUCAUUGCAUUACAUGCCAGGGACAAAAUGGCCUCCACUGCGGAGGGCUCUCAUGCUUGGAUUGAUGAGGAUGCUUUGACAGACUCUUGCAACAACACUACAAGCAGUGAAAUUGGAAAAGUUCGUCUUGAUGGGAAUACAAAAGAUGAUGUAUCAGGUGAAUUGAGGAGAAAGGAAUUUGAUGGUGACCUUCCUGUGGAUAGAGAGAUAUCCAAUCCAGAAGAGGCUAUGAACCAACAUCCUAGUUCAGGUCUUGAAUAUCCAUUAUUGAGCAAGGAAAGAGAGCUUUCCAAAGAAAAAGCUCUUGAUAAGCUAUUAGAACAGGAAAAAGUUUCUUUUGAAGCACAAAAAUGUAAAAAAGGAGAAGUAGUUUCAAUAAGCAAUGCUGUUGAUAGAGUUGGUACGAGGAACAAAUCUGACGUUGCUACUAAGGGGAAAGCUAAGAAGGUACCUUUAAAAGAUGUAAAAUUAGGUAAAAAUAAGCAUACUUGUAUAAAUACUGGGGCUCUCAAUGGCACAAAAUCUGGAGAUGCCAACUUACUGAUUAAUAGAAAGAUGAGGGAGCAGAAUGCACAUCGAAAUAUUGGGAAGGUUAUAACAAGAAAGGUUAUAAACAAUCAGCCUAAGAGUAGCAAGGGUAUUCACUACACAAGAGAGCAGCUGCUGCAUCUUCAAAAUACGACUUCUGUUUCUGCCGAUAUUUUGAAUGUGAUACAAAAAAUUGGUGCUGAAGUACAUGUUGAAGGCCGGCAUUCUGCUGUUGAAGAAACUGACUCAUGGAAAGUCUAUUCUUCUAAUAACAGGAAGUUUGAGGGGAAGAAAGCAGAGGAAGAGGGCUCAAGCAUCUUGAAGAAUAGAAAGCGGGGAUCUACUUCAGAGGCAAGAAAGGAAAAGAAAAAGCGGCAGAAACGGAAGAAGCGAGCAGAAAUGAACAAGAAACUUGGAGUCAAGAGAUUAAAACUUAAACCUGAUUCAAAACCGAAAGUUAUACCCCCCUGCCGCCACUAUCUUAAGGGAAGAUGCCAAGAGGGUGUAAAAUGCAAGUUCUCUCAUGAUGUUAUUCCAUUGACAAAGUCUCAGCCGUGCUGUCAUUUUGCCCGCAAUGGAUGCAUGAAAGGAGUUGAGUGCCCAUAUGAUCAUCAGCUGUCCAAUUAUCCGUGCAACAAUUAUGUGUCUACAGGUUUUUGUGUCAGAGGUGAUAGUUGCUUAUUUUCCCACAAGAUUUCAUCUACAGAAGGCUCCAAAUGUGAGACUAAUUCUGCGCAACAAGUUGAUGGGUCAAAUCCUAAGCAGCAGCCGAAUGCGAGUACAUCCAUAGCCUCUGGAUCUGCUACACCUAAUAGUGCGCAGGAUGAUUUGGCAAAACGAAUCAGUCAACCAGUAAGUGCACCUAAAGGUUUAAGCUUUCUCUCAUUCGGAAAAUCUUCAGUUAAGGAAUCUGCAAAGCAUAAAGAAUCAGAACUAACCCAGCAAAUUACUGACGAUGUUGCUCGAACUCAUGGUCUGCUGGAUCAUAAGAAAAACAAUGAUGACACUAAUACUUCUAAUUUGUCAAGGAGUAGUCUAACUCCGACCAGCCGUAAAGAGAUUGAUUCCCCUGCUUCUGUUAGACUUCCAUGUGUUAGUUCUGGUAGCAAAUCACAAGAAGUUGCUACACUGUCUACCAAUCGCCAUAUUAACUCUGUAAUCACUGAUAAAGAAACUGUAAAUAAACCAGACAUUUUGACGUCUGGACAGCCAGCGGUUGGUGGACUCAGAAGCACGCCUACUACUGCUCGGAAUGCACUUCUAUCCACGCUGUCUUUUGCUGCAAAUUUUGAAUCAAGGAUAAAAAUGAGUUCCGCGACUCCCUCAAAGGAGCUGGAUAAGAAUGAAGGAACCAAGGAUGAGGCAGAAUGCAGACAGAAUGAACAAUCGAAAACUUCAGCAAUUUUAGAGUUCUUGUAUAGCGGAGGCAACAAUAACCGGAAAUAGAAUGGCAUUUAUGACAUGAAAGAAUUUUACCCUUUUUUUGAAAUAUUUUUUUCUAAAGGGGCAUGGUUCAUUUAUUUAGUCACUAGGUAAUAGUAUCAUAUUACUAUGAAAUAUUAAUUUUUUAAUGAAAAAUAUUAAAUAUUAAUCUUGAAUUCAAUUAAAUAGUUAACAAAAUAUGUAUGUGAUAGAGUAUUUAUAUAUUAUUAGCAUUUUACGGAUUAACAAAUUCAAUAUUGAUAAUAUAAUAUGAUUGAACUAAUGACUAUUUAAAAAAACAUUAAUUAAAAUUUUUGAGCAUUAUUCACCGAUCAGCAUUAAUAAUUUUCAUCUUUCUUUUCUUUUAUUAGUGAAUAGUAGCAACACGAGAUAUAUAAAGAGUGUUGCUCCCUCUAUUUCUACGACUUUGCCGAUAUUUUAUUUUGAUUCA